CGAUCCCUCCUGCUCGCGUCGCAACCUCGCCUUAUUAUUUUUCCACUCCUCACCUCGAAUUAUUCCAAUAAUAAAAAUUCCACCCAAAUUUCCUCGAUUCGAUUCUUCCAGCGAGCUCCGUUCUCUCCUCUCCCCCCUCCUCCUCUCGCGUGGUUGCGCGUGCGAUCGGAGGCGGCCGGGCUCGAUCGAUCCGCGCCGAGAUGGUUGCCGUGGCGGCGGAGGCCCCGAUCCGCGCCGACGCCGUGCCCGCGGCGGCGGCGGCGGCUGCUGCGGCCGCGCCGGAUGCCGCCCCAGGUGAGGGGGCGGAUGCGGCCGCGGCGGUGGAGGCGGAGGCGGCGGGGAAGGAUGGCGGGGAGGAGGUGAGGGAGUACAAGAGCGACGCGAGGAAGCUGGAGGAGCUGUUCAAGAAGCUGAACCCGUCGGCCGAGGAGUUCGUGCCGCUGGCGCGCCGCCGCGGCGGCGGGGACGGCGCGCGCCGGCUGUCGGCGGACGCGCCCGUGUUCGUGUCCCCCGCGAUCGACUUCUACUCGCAACACCCGGUGCAGCAGCCGCCGCCGAUCCAGGUGCUCCCCGUGGUGGUGGGCGGUGGCGGGGGCGCGGGAUUGGACUCCAGCAGCGACGGAUCCACCAACGGCCAGCCGAAUCGUCGGAGAAGGAGUAGCUUCAACCAAGGGAGGAGGAGGAUGGGAGGCCGACCAAGGCGAACUGAUAGGGAGGAUAGUGUGCGGCGAACUGUCUAUGUAUCUGACAUUGAUCAGCAUGUGACUGAACAGAAGCUUGCUGAAGUUUUCUCAAAUUGCGGACAAGUGGUAGAUUGCCGUAUAUGUGGUGACCCAAAUUCAGUGCUGCGUUUUGCCUUUAUCGAGUUUGCCGAUGAUGUUGGUGCAAGAGCAGCUUUAACACUUGGUGGAACCGUGCUUGGUUAUUACCCUGUGAGAGUUCUGCCAUCUAAGACCGCGAUUUUGCCGGUGAACCCUAAAUUUUUACCUCGAACAGAGGACGAGAAAGAAAUGGUGUCAAGGACUGUGUAUUGUACUAACAUCGAUAAGAAUGUUCCUGAAGAUGCUGUGAAGAGCUUCUUUGAGGGGAUGUGUGGUGAAGUUGCUCGACUGAGGCUACUGGGUGAUUAUGUGCACUCCACAUGCAUCGCGUUUGUUGAGUUUGUUCAAGCAGACUCUGCUAUUCUUGCUCUGAGUUGCAGUGGCAUGGUCCUUGGAGCGCUUCCCGUCAGGGUGAGCCCGUCAAAGACACCGGUCCGGCCCCGUUCGCCCCGUGUGACGUCGCACUGAAACCCGGCUCUCUCAUCUGAAGCCAUCGUCCAGGGCAGCAAAGCCUCCUCUCUAGUCUGUGUGGCCUUAGAGACCGUCUGUCGCGUCGCGGAUCAGUAAUUGUCGUCGAAGAGAGUUUGUCCUUUUGGUUAUUCUACUAGUCUUAGCAGAAGGCCCCCUACAUACCGCGCUGAUGUGUUCUUGGAUCAGACAGAGACCAAUCUGUAUGUUCUCCGGGAGCUCUAUUUUGACCCCCUCUCAUCUCUCCUCUGCCCCCCAACUUAUCACCCCCUUCCCUUUUGUUAUUUUGUUAUCGAUGGAUGCUGUAGCGGCCUUUGACAGGCAUUGGAACAAAUAAUGUCUAUGGCUUGUCCUAUUUUCACCGGCUACGCUGUGAAUUGAUUCAUCAUCCCUAACUGGAGUAAACUCUGGUGGUGUUCA
Molecule: messenger RNA, 1709 nt
Organism: Oryza sativa Japonica Group (Japanese rice)
Lineage: Eukaryota; Viridiplantae; Streptophyta; Magnoliopsida; Poales; Poaceae
Product: polyadenylate-binding protein-interacting protein 8
Molecular function (GO): RNA binding
Source: RefSeq, a predicted model, not a curated record